Trematomus bernacchii (emerald rockcod) is the source of this 1179-nucleotide messenger RNA. Its product is annotated as ly6/PLAUR domain-containing protein 1-like. Gene Ontology annotation, biological process: acetylcholine receptor signaling pathway. NCBI's taxonomy places the organism in Eukaryota, Metazoa, Chordata, Actinopteri, Perciformes, Nototheniidae. The transcript is spliced from 3 exons. Bases 71 to 493 code for a protein of 140 amino acids. Gene Ontology annotation, molecular function: acetylcholine receptor inhibitor activity. The record is from RefSeq and is a predicted model, not a curated record.
CUCCGUCUCUGCGCCCAGAACCGGCGCACUCCGCCUCUCAUGGUCCUGCUCCCGGGGACAUCAGCGCACCAUGCGGCUGCUCGGCGUCUUCACUCUGCUGCUGCUCUCCCUCAACUCAGGGCUGGCUCUGCAGAUCCAGUGCUACCAGUGUGAGGAGACCACCCUGGACUGCUCCACCCCCCCGUUCAUCGCCAACUGCACCGUCAACGUGCAGGACAUGUGCCAGAAGGAGGUUCUGGUGAAGGCUGAUGGGAUACACUACCGCAAGUCAUGCGCCUCAUCAGGAGCCUGUCUCAUCGCUUCUUCUGGCUACCAGCAGUUCUGCACCGGCAAGCUGAACUCAGUGUGCAUCACCUGCUGCAACACGCCGCUGUGUAAUGGACCGCGGCGAGGGAAACGACCCCAAAUGUCGGCUGCCGUUACCUUGAACACACCGCAACUCCAUGUGUUUUCUCUUUGCAUCCUCCUCCUACUGCCCUCCACCCUGUGCUGACAGACCUCCACACACUGUGUGAGAUGUGCAUUGGCAGUGGAGACAACAUGAACUGUAUUAACUGAAACAGUUGAGAGCGCUUUCUGUGAAAUAUAUUUUCUUUGAGGUUGGGGAAGCUUUGCAAAGUAUUUGUUCUCUUGACUUGCUUUCCGUCGCAGCUGGCGUCCAAAGGGUCAAAUUGUGAAAUAUUAUCAUCACGUGUUCAUGCAACAAACAAGGUAAUCUGCAAGGACAGUUGGGUAGGGGGGGAUGGAGGACGGUGCCGUGGAACAGCUUCUGGCUAUUUUGUUGGGCAGCAGGUGGCUCAUUCACAUCUGUCUUUGUUUACUUAAAAAUACGACAUAUUGAAGGUAAUAAAGGAAGGUCAGAUUCAUCAUACAGAGGCUUAGGAUAACUUUAGAAUAAAUAAGUCUUUGAUUUAUUCUAAAUGAGAUCCGUAACCGUGAGCAAUCACCAAUUUGCUGUAAUGAGGAACUGAAAAUGUAUCAUAUGUAUGACAAUGAUACGAUUUAAUGAUUUGGAAAAUUAAGUCAGGAAAACGUCUUCGGAUGAAGGAAAACAUGUGCUAGUUAUUAGAAUAAAGCCACCUACAGCCCCCAUAGCUCUCACAUAUACAUCAUCUUAUCAGUAGACCCAUAAAAAAGUACUUUUCUCAAAACUCUCCUCCAAUGGUUUUGUAACAAACA